GCCCGGUCGCCUGUGUGGACUUGGCGGCGGCGACAGUAGGAGCCCAUGGAUCACCCAGUAAAGGCCAUCGACGUGACCAAGAAGCGGUCGGGCCUGGGCCGGUGCCGGCAUUUCUUCUGGCUGGGAGUCGUCUUCGACAUGGUGGGCGUGGCAGUGCUGUUCAUCGGCCUCUUCGGCGACCUGAUCUUCUAUGACAUGCUGCUCUACCUGGGCUCCAUCAUCAUCUUCCUCAGCCUGCUCUGGUGGGUCUCCUGGUACACCGGCAACAUCGAGCUCUCCCCGGGGGAGGCGGCGCCGGCGCCCCCGCACGUGCGGGCCUCCACCAUGGCGCACGCGCUGCGCCAGAGCCUCAGCCACCGCUUCUCCUUGACGAUCCAAAGUGUCUCCAACAACUUUGUGCGGAUCCAUCGGCGGCGCUCCCGCAGGGUCUUUCAAGGGAUGGCCACCCUGACCCCAACCGUCUCGAGCCAGGUAGAGGAAAAGCUGCAAAAGGAAAACAAGACCAAAGAGGAAACGACUAGUGUCAGGGAGACGGGUGACCCUCAAGGCUUUUGCAAAGGGAAUCUGGGCCUCAGACCUGAGGAUGACACAAGCACAGAGGCAGCUGGCUACCCAAGGGCUGAUUCUGAUGCACUGUGGUUGGGUCAAGGCCUCUCGAUUCCCAUGGUGCAGCCUGUGUCCUCUCUAGACAAGUCUCUGCCCUCCAUCACCCAGACCUCUGAGAGCCUGCCUGUAGGCCCCUUGGCCUCUACUACUCAGAGUCUAGCCAGUUCUGCUUCUAGGACCCAGCCUGCAGUCCCCGAGGCCUCUCAGAGCCAUCCCCUGAGUGCUGAGCUCUCUCAGAAUCACUCCGUGGAGCAGGUGGCCUCUCAGAGCCACCCACUGGUGCCUGUGACCUCUCAGAGUUACCUCAAGUUCCUUGUGGCCGCUGAGAGCCACUCUGUGGUGCCUCUUGCCUCACAGAGCUCCUUCUUGGUACCUAUGGCUGCUGGGAAUCAUCUUGAAGACCUUGUGCCCUCUCAGAACCACCCUGUAUUGCCUGGGACUUUACAGAGCCAGGUCCAGAAUCUUCCUCUGGCCUCUCAAACUCAGCCUUCAACUGUUCAGGAUUCUGAAACCCAGGCUCAGGGUACCAAGGGCCCCAUGAUGCAGCCUUUUAAGACUGUGGAUUCACAGAUAGUUCAAUCUGCCCAGGACUUUCAGGCUAUGCUUCAAACCCAGCAGAGCAGCUCAUUAGUCCAAGAGAGUUCUCUAACUCAUUCUUCUGGUAGCCUGGAGGGUUCUAAGAAUCCAGUUGCUCAGGAUUUUGAGAUUCCGUCACUACGGGGUCAGAAACUACCUAAAGAGCUCCCUGACACCACAUCAACUGUCCCUGAGGCUGCAACUCCAGCCACUGAGGCCCAGCAGUCUCUCUCCACCAAGAGUGCUCCAUUCUCAGAGACAGCAAAGAAAAUUCACCCUCUCUAGUAGGGACUAGACCCAGUCUUUUGAGUGGUUGCUCAGGCCUCUGCCAAAACUCACCAGUGUUUCUUCAGAUGUAACUGCUGACCUUAUAAAAGCACAAAUCUUAUUUUACUCUUGUUUUGGGAAACUUCACCUGAAGUCCUGACCUAUCUCAGAUCAGCAGACUUAGACUGUCUCUGCCAAGUAUACCUGCUUCAGUGUUGGAAAUAAUCUUCCUGUUUCAGAUAAUAAUUUUAUUGCCAGAAUUACAAGCCAUAAUAAACUGUGUUAUUCCAAAGGAGCUUUGUCUUAAAAUAAAUUGGUUAAAAAAAAAGACUGCUGGCUCAGCCACUGUGGCAUAGUGGUAACAAAGGCCCUGAAGACUGGAAGUCAUGGUUGACUGCAAGUUUGGAUCCUCCCUGGCUUGGCCUGAAGACAUACCAGGUGGAUGCAGGCACCCAGGAGUGGGAGGGUGAGGAAAAGGGGAUGGCAAUGUGGUAAGACCCUGUCAAGGGUACUUCUCUCUCUCUCUCUCUCAUAUGUAUGUGUGCACAGUCAUUAAAAGACUUAUUUUGUGAAAGCAUUACAAAUAGAAAAUUUUGUCUCAUACUCCAUGUGAACUUGUAUGACUUAUGUAAGUAAAAGUCCCACAAAAAUGGACAUUUUUGCAACUCCUUAUAUUUAAGGAUAUUUUGUGACUUCAUUAUGAACUAGCUAUGAAAGGAUAACACAGUCGAUGCGUUACAAUAUGCUACAAUUUAUAUGUAUAUGUUCACAACUCUGAGUUUCCUGUUUUCCCCAAGGAUUUAAAAUCUGAUUUGAUUGCAUAUUUUAAUAAUAAUCUAAUAAAAAUUCAUUGAGGACUGCCCUUCUAUGUUCUUUCUUUUUUUUUUUUUUUUUUAUAUUUUGUCAGUCUCUUUAUUUGAGAAGUCUACUACAUCAACUGUCUAUACUCACUUUUUUAUUUAAAGGACUAUUUCAGUGAGGAGAUUAUUUCAAAAUAGAGACCAUAAGAAAUAAGAAUGUGAAUGAAGAGCAGAAGGAUUUCUCAUGGCAGGCAGGAUAAAGUAACAACCACUUUGGAGAGUAUGAGGAAAUAAGGAUUUCUUACUUGACUGCCUCGUAAAUAUUGUUGGAAGUGUGUCCUGAUAAGGCAUCAUGUAAAUUUCGAAUAAAAUAAUCUCUGUAUUCUUCUGGAAGUGCCAUAAAUGUUCCACCCAUCACAAUAAACUCCACUUUAUCCACACUGUGGCCAAGC
Molecule: messenger RNA, 2701 nt
Organism: Tupaia belangeri chinensis (Chinese tree shrew)
Lineage: Eukaryota; Metazoa; Chordata; Mammalia; Scandentia; Tupaiidae
Product: transmembrane protein 238
Exons: 2
Coding region: 46-1467 (473 amino acids)
Source: RefSeq, a predicted model, not a curated record